Coccomyxa subellipsoidea C-169 is the source of this 806-nucleotide messenger RNA. Its product is annotated as hydrolase, carbon-nitrogen family. The record is from RefSeq and is a predicted model, not a curated record. Lineage: Eukaryota; Viridiplantae; Chlorophyta; Trebouxiophyceae; Coccomyxaceae. Gene Ontology annotation, molecular function: N-carbamoylputrescine amidase activity. Bases 42 to 806 code for a protein of 254 amino acids. The transcript is spliced from 6 exons.
CAGCCAUCGGUGUACAAGUGUACUCAAGAGCUAUCGCAGUCAUGCCUGGAAAAAGGGAAGUGACGGUGGCAUGCACACAGAUCUCGUGCAGCUGGGACAAGGGAGACAAUUUGGCAAAAGCAGAGAGGCUGGUCCGGGAAGCAGCAGGUGCAGGAGCAAAUAUCAUCUUGCUGCAGGAGCUAUUCGAGACGCCCUACUUCUGCCAGGACCAGAAGCAGGAGCUCUUCGAGCUGGCACGCCCCUUUGAGGGCAACCCAGUGCUGCGGAGAUUCGCUGACCUGGCAAAGGAGCUCCAGGUGGCAUUGCCUAUCAGCUACUUUGAACGCGCCAAUAACAGCUUCUUCAACUCUCUUGCGGUCUUCGAUGCCGACGGCACCUGCGCUGGCCGCUACAGAAAGUCCCACAUCCCAGACGGCUGCGGGUAUCAGGAGAAAUUUUACUUCAACCCGGGCGACACAGGCUUCCAGACAUUCCAGACCAGGUUUGCCAAGAUUGGCGUGGCCAUCUGCUGGGACCAGUGGUUCCCUGAGGCUGCCAGGUGUAUGGCCCUCAUGGGAGCAGAGGUGUUGUUCUACCCGACAGCCAUCGGGAGCGAGCCCCAGGACCCGAGCUUGAAUUCGUACCCGCACUGGACCCGCGUAAUGUGCGGGCACGCCGGCGCAAACCUGGUGCCUCUGGUGGCAUCCAACAGGAUAGGGGAAGAGAAGGCUGAGUCAGGCAGCAUUACUUUCUACGGCGGGUCCUUCAUUGCCGGUCCGACAGGAGAGAUCAAAGCACAGGCAUCACCUCCUUUGCCAUCCUGCUAA